AUGUCGCCGUCGCCAUCGCUGUCGUUAUCGCGCCUUUUGAGGUUAUCCGUCUGUACCACGCUCUGUCUAGUGCUGGUCGUUUUCCACGUGCCCAGUGUCCUUCCGUCACCGUUGGACUCGUACGAUCGUUACACUCGCGCCCAUAAAUAUGAGCGAUCUGCAGAGGCUCAUGAUGGAAAGAGGGGUGCCGUCGCGAGUGAGAGCGCGAUUUGCAGUAGGCAUGGCACGGAUAUUAUCCUGAUGGGCGGGAACGCUGCUGAUGCUUUGGGACGACUGCUGAUUCCGGUAGAUGGUAGCGACGAUGCUUUGUGUUGGGGUCGUUGCAUCGACCUAGGGAUGUACCACAGCGGCAUUGGAGGCGGCGGCUUCAUGCUUGUCAAAUCUCCCGAUGGCUCCUUUGAGUACAUUGAUUUCCGGGAAACCGCCCCGGCGGCGGCCUAUGAGACAAUGUUCAAUAAUUUGACUGACGCAUCCACGCUUGGUGGGCUGGCAAGCGGCGUCCCUGGUGAACUCCGCGGCCUGGAACUCCUCCACAGCAAGUACGGCUCGCUUCCCUGGUCUGUGCUGGUACAGCCGGCGAUAAACACCGCGCGCAAUGGGUUCCCCGUCGGCCAGGACCUGGUCCGGUACAUGGAUUCCGCGGUCGGCGACGGCGAAGACUUCCUUGUUAAUGAUCCCUCUUUCGCCGUCGACUUUGCGCCUAACGGUGAGCGCGUCAAGCUUGGGGAUACCAUUACGCGGAAACGGUAUGCGAAAACGCUUGAAACAAUUGCGGCCGAGGGCCCGGACGCCUUCUACUCGGGUCCGAUCGCCGAGUACACGAUCAAAGCGCUCCAAGCUGCCAAUGGUACUAUGACGUUGGAAGACCUGCGCAACUAUACUGCCGUUGUACGGGAUUACUCGCAGAUCAAUUACCGUGGGUAUCAGGUUACGAGCACGACUACGCCGUCGAGUGGGAGCGUUGCGAUGAAUAUCCUUAAGGUCCUGGAUACAUAUGAGCCGCUGUUUACGCCAGAGAAUGUCAAUUUGAGUACUCAUCGGUUGGAUGAGGCGAUGCGGUUUGCGUAUGGUCUGCGGACCGUACUUGGAGACCCAGGCUUUGUUGACGGAAUGAGCGAGUACGAAAGGGAUAUGAUCUCCCAGCAGACUGCCGAUGAGAUCCACUCAAAAAUCUCCGACCUUCGCACACAGAAUGUAUCUGCCUAUGACCCAGCUGGGAUCGAGAGUUUGGAAACACCAGGAACAUCCCAUAUCGCCACAAUCGACCGCUCUGGCCUUGCCGUCUCGGCCAUCACCACCAUUAACCUUCUCUUCGGCAGCAGAAUCGUCGUGCCGGAGACGGGCGUCAUAAUGAACAACGAGAUGGACGACUUCUCCGUCCCCGGCUCCUCCAACUCCUUUGGAUACAUCCCUUCCGAAGCGAACUACAUCCGGCCAGGCAAGCGCCCUUUAUCCAGCUGCACCCCUGCAAUCGUUACGCACCCCAACGGCACAACCUUUUUCAUCGCAGGGUCUGCAGGCGGCAGUCGAAUCAUCACCGCCACCGUGCAAAACAUUAUCCACGCCGUGGAUGAGGGCUUAUCUGCCGCUGAGGCGCUUGCCAGACCGCGAUUGCAUGAUCAGUUGAUCCCGAACCAGGUCGCGUUUGAGUAUGCGUACGAUAACUCGACUGUUGCAUUCAUGGCCGCACGCGGGCAUAAUGUUACGUGGAUGGCGCCUGGAACUAGUACGGCGCAGGCGAUUAGGGUCUUGCCAAAUGGGACGUUUGAAGCGGCAGGGGAGCCGAGACAAUUGGAUGCUGGGGGCUUCGCGGUCUAA
Molecule: messenger RNA, 1818 nt
Organism: Aspergillus nidulans FGSC A4
Lineage: Eukaryota; Fungi; Ascomycota; Eurotiomycetes; Eurotiales; Aspergillaceae
Product: gamma-glutamyltransferase
Exons: 6
Coding region: 1-1818 (605 amino acids)
Biological process (GO): glutathione catabolic process
Molecular function (GO): glutathione gamma-glutamate hydrolase
Source: RefSeq, a predicted model, not a curated record